Molecule: messenger RNA, 3268 nt
Organism: Erpetoichthys calabaricus (reedfish)
Lineage: Eukaryota; Metazoa; Chordata; Cladistia; Polypteriformes; Polypteridae
Gene: fkbp8
Product: FKBP prolyl isomerase 8
Exons: 9
Coding region: 133-1338 (401 amino acids)
Molecular function (GO): protein binding; peptidyl-prolyl cis-trans isomerase activity
Source: RefSeq, a predicted model, not a curated record
GGCCAAGGUGACCAUCAGGAAGAGACGAGCUGUCAAGCUGACGUAGCUGGAAGGCGACGAGAGGAUCGGUUUUUGUAUUUUUAGCAGCGAGGUGAGGAAGAACGGGGGAAGCGUUGCUUGAGUUUUGCCACAAUGGCUGCUGUUAAAGAAGAGAUCCAGCUUGGUCCUCCAGAGAGCAAGAGUGUACCUUGUUACAAGGCAGCCCUUCUCGAUAAUGGCGAGGACUUUGAGAUGCUCAGUGAGGAUGAUGAGAAUGAUCUCAGUGAUCUCCCACCAUUAGAAAAUGCGGAAACCUUGAAGUCAAGAGAGAAGAUAACAAAAACCGAACAAAGGAAAGAAACUGUACAUGUGCAGGAGACGGUGGAUGAAUGGAUGGAGGUGCUAGGAACCAAAUUGCUAAUGAAAAAGAUUUUGAUUGCUGGCCAAGGAGAGGAUACAAGACCAAAGAGAGGCCAGCUUGUUAUAAUUCACUUAAAAACCAUGCUGGAAAAUGGAACUGUUUUAGAUGACCAGGAAAGUCUCUCUUUCACUUUGGGAGAUGGUGAUGUAAUGCAGGCUCUGGAUCUCACGGUGCAACUAAUGGAAGUCAAUGAGACAGCCCUAAUUUUUACUGAUGCCAAAUAUGCUUAUGGCUGUCAGGGGAGCACUGACCCAUGUAUACCUUCAAACACCAGCCUUAAUCUGGAAGUGCAAUUACUGCAGGUAGUAGAUGCCCCAGACUUAGAGGACAUGACACCUCAGGAGAAGAUUGAACUGGCUGACAAGAAACGAGAGCGUGGGAAUUUCUAUUACCAGAGGGGGGACUAUGUUUUUGCCGUCAACUCAUAUACUAUUGCCCAGAAAGUGACAGGUUCAAGUUCAAGAGUUGAUAUCACUCCAGAAGAAGAGGCUGAACUGCUGGAUAUUAAGGUGAAAUGUCUCAACAAUUUGGCAGCAUCACAGCUGAAGCUAGAACAUUACGAGAUGGCUUUAAAGUCUUGCAAUCAGGUCUUGGAGCAUCAACCAGAUAACAUCAAAGCCCUUUUUAGGAAAGGCAAGGUGCUAGCUCUGAAAGGAGAAUACUCGGAAGCUAUUGCAAUGCUAAGACGAACUUUGAAGCUUGAACCAUCCAACAAGACCAUCCAUGCAGAGCUCUCCAAGUUGGUGAAGAAGCACUCUGAGCAGAAAGACAAAGAACAAGCAAUGUAUAAAAAGAUGCUUGGCAACCCUAGCAGCGUGGCGUCCCUAAAGUGUACCAACAAGCAAUCUUGGAAUGUAAACUGGAAGUGGCUGUUUGGAGCAACAGCUGUUGCCAUUGGAGGAGUGGCCCUGUCUGUGGUUAUUGCAGCCAGAAACUGAUUUUUCUCCUCUAUGCAGACCUUGACCACCUUUCAAAUGUUUCCUCAUGGUACUACGGUGUUGGCGGCUGUGAAACAGCACUCUUCUUAAACAACAAACCAACAGACUAAGUGAGAUGGUGGUUUGCUUUUGCAGAUUGCUUGCAAAGUGAAGCACAGAGAAGAAACCUAAAAUGUUCUGAUGCUUUUUAAAGAAGUUUAGGAAAGUUAUAUAUACUGUAGGGGAUAAUAUGCACCAUCAUGAAUCUUUGCUGAGUCAUGUAAAUAUUUCUGCUUAAGUUGAUGUUUAUGGUCAUAGGCGAUUACUCAGUAUUUAGUGGGUCAUCCCAGGCCAGUCUGUUUCUUUCGUAACACUUUGUCAUUUGACUUGUUACACAAUCUGCUGUUAAACUAUUUAAAGAAUUUUUGAGACUGUGAAUACCUUCUCUACUUUGUCAUAUAACACUAGGUUUAUAUACAUCAUUAUUUAAUUUGGCCUUUAAUUGUUUCAUUUUUUUCUGCAUUUUUCUUCUCACAGGCUAAUGAGCAUUUUUAAGUAAAUGGUAAUGUGAACAUUUGUCUUUGUAUGUGAUGUUUGAAAUUGACAUUGGUCUGUUAGGGUUCCAAAACAUAUGACAACGUAACAUUUGGAACAGCCACACUCAAUUUCAUUUCUAUAUUCCCAUUUAAAUAUAUGGGUUUUCUAUUGGUCCUAAAUAUAUGUGGAAGAGGCGAGACUAAGUUACCCAUAUCUGAUAGGAUAAGUAGAGCCCCAAGUAUGAACAAUUCCUGAUUUUAUGUAAGGUUUUUUUUUUUUUUUUUUUAUAAAGAAAAAAACAUAUUUAAGGAUGUAAGGCAGCAUGGUACGAUGGUGUCGGGUCACCCUCUCUUAAAUGAGUAAUAAUUUAACUUUACCCAUAUUUCUUUUGAGUUUACCCUCUGUAAUACAUUUCUGGAGCUGGUUGAAUCACCCCAUUUUUUUCAUAUAUUCUGCUUGGAAAAAUAAUUUUUCAUAAUCCGAGAAUAUUGGCAAGUACAAUCAGAGAAUAUGAGAAUUGCUUUCAGUAUUUACAGCUAGCUGUUAAUUAGUGUGUGGGAGCAGAAAGGCAAGGAGAUUGAAGGGUCCUUGCUGCCCUAACCCCUGCCAUACACUUGUCUGUCUUAAUAUUCUGGCACUGGCCACUCUUUCUUUAUUUUUUUAGCUUUUGUACUUAUCAUAUAGAAAAAUCCCUUUUCUGUUUAACAUAAAUGCAAGUUUUUGAACCAUAAUUAAUGUGAAAAUAUGUGACUUUUACCAAAGUUACUCAGCAUCAUAAACUGACACAACUCCUGGUGACUACUCGCCUGUGUCACUCACAAUAAACAAACACCUUCCUGCCUAUAUAUCCGUUGUAUGUUUAUGCAAGGUAAUAUGUGGCAUUUUCAGAGCUAGUUGGGGGCUUUAUUUUUGCCUUUUUAAUAUUAUUUCAUUAAAACCAGCAUUCCAUACAUUUUAAAGUUCUGGUAAUACAGAUUGUACUGUUAGGGAAGCUUUUGCAACAUUCAGUUGGUGUUGUAGUGUUAUUAAUAAGCUGAUCUAAUCAAGUUCUAUAUACUCUGUCUGAGGUGAAAGUGGCAUAUAGAUACACAACUGACAGUUCUUUAUGAAAUAUUUUUGCCCACUGUUUUAAAGACUUUUCAAUGACUUUAUCAUGCUGUUAAACCCACAUGUUGCCUUGCAGAACAAUAUAUUUUGGGACCAAGCUAUAAUUUUGUGGAGGCUAUUAGAAAAAACUAACUUUAAUAUAAAGCAAAUUUAGAAUAAAGAGCUUCCUAAUAUCUGCCAGUGAGAAAAUUAGGUGGUGGUCCUCUGUGUAUUUUUUUUUUUUUUGGACUCCCAAGUAAUUAUAUAAAAAAUAUAUGAAAUAUAAUAUUGACCUGUAAAAACUUUUAUUAAAAUAUAUUGUUUCAUA